AUGUGUGGCUGCAGAGCGAGCGUUCCCAGCACGAAGCAGUACUCGGUCAACCAGCCCGCUCCCACCAAAAACAGCCCUUUGGCUGCAGCCAGCAUGCCCAAGCGCAUCCCUAUAGCCAAGCAGCUGGCUUCAAUAAAAGCUCUAGGAAAAGUCUCAGAUCUUGAAAAAGCUUUUGCCACCGCGGCUUUGGUGUAUAACAACUCUGCUGACCCCGAGGGCAAGCUCAGCAAAGCUGAAACCAAAAGCCUGCUGCAAACCCAGUUUGGGGGUUUCAUACAGGGCCAAGAAAACAAACCAAAAUACCGGGAAAUAAUUUCUGCCCUGGAUGAGGAGUCAGAGAACAAAAUUGAUUUUGAAGAUUUCAUGAUCUUGUUAGUCAGUCUCACUCUAAUGUCUGACCUGCUGCAGGAGAUCAAAAAUGUGAAAACUACAAAAUGA
Phaethon lepturus (White-tailed tropicbird) is the source of this 438-nucleotide messenger RNA. It is a transcript of the gene SNTN, whose product is annotated as sentan, cilia apical structure protein. The record is from RefSeq and is a predicted model, not a curated record. The coding region runs from base 1 to 438 and encodes 145 amino acids. Gene Ontology annotation, molecular function: transition metal ion binding; calcium ion binding. Lineage: Eukaryota; Metazoa; Chordata; Aves; Phaethontiformes; Phaethontidae. The transcript is spliced from 4 exons.